Clonostachys solani is the source of this 501-nucleotide messenger RNA. NCBI's taxonomy places the organism in Eukaryota, Fungi, Ascomycota, Sordariomycetes, Hypocreales, Bionectriaceae. The record is from the annotation of a GenBank genome assembly.
AUGGCCGAGACACAGAUCCUAUACCUAAAACGCCUCGAAGACUACAAAAAGGAAAAGCCAUUCGAAGUCUUAUUCAGCCUUGAAGGAUUUGCAGAUGAGACAAAGCAGACCAACUGUGUCCUGGAACCGACGCCUGUCCUGAUGCUCAACGCCCGCCAGGCCUCUGAGCCACCAUCGCUUCGGAAGAACGGUUUUCAGCUCAUCCACUCCCCAUGCCCGCUCAAGAGUGAUGAUUUCGAUGAUAAACAUGCCGUAUCUGAGAUAUACUUGCCAUCGGUCAAGCGCUGCGUUUUGGAGGUCCUCGAGGAACCUGCAGAGAUGCACAUUUUGAAUCACAAGGUUUUCAUGUCUUUCCCACUGGUGGCAAUUCUCAUACAUGAACAUGAUGCUCAGAUUCGAAAGAGGAAUUUUAUGUUCCCUGCUAUCUCCAAGGAAGAGACACAAUAUCUACAGCCAAUUCCUUCUGUGCACGGCGGUGAGCUUUGCCGCCAUCCCUCUUGA